GUUGACCCUGGCAUGGUAUCGAAAGGUACCGGGGUUAUUCUAAUGGAUCCAAAAGAGAGUUGAUCUGCCCAAGGCCUGCGGGGAUCUAGGCUGCAUUAGCGGCUGCGAGAAAAACCACCGGGAACGACCAGCAACAUGCCUUCACCUCCUCAACGGCCAAGCCAUAUCUUGUGUAGCACAGACACGGAGUGACGAUGAGGCUCUUGGAAACAGUCCAAGGGUCACAACCGCUCGGAGACUUUGUAGUAUUCGAAGGAGACAAUGCGCCGGACUAUGCCAUUCUCUCCCAUACGUGGGGGACAGAGGAGGUUACGCUGCAAGAUGUGCGCGAUGCUCAAAAGGACAUCACACUGAUGUCCGGAUAUCCCAAGAUCACGGGAGCCUGCCGGCUUGCCCAGAGUCAGGGGUACGACUACAUCUGGAUCGAUACGUGCUGCAUCGAUAAGACGAGCAGUGCUGAAUUGUCCGAGGCAAUCAACUCCAUGUUCAACUGGUACGAGCAGGCCAGUGUUUGCUACGUCUACCUCUCUGACUUGGACUACACGAUAUACCAGCAGCCCGGGAUGGUUGCUCCGUUGCAACUGGCUCUCCGCGAGUGCAGAUGGUUCACCCGCGGCUGGACACUCCAGGAGCUCAUCGCCCCCGACAAUGUCGACUUUUAUGAUAAGAGCUGGCACCUCAUCGGCUCCAAACUCGACGAAUCACUCGGUCCCGCGCUGGCAACCGUGACGGGAAUCAGCCUCGACAUCCUAACCAAGACCAUCCCCCUAGAAUCGUCCAGCGUCGCCGAGCGCAUGCACUGGGCCUCGUCGAGAGUCACGACACGGAAAGAGGACUUGGCUUAUAGCCUGAUGGGUAUCUUUGGCGUCAACAUGCCGCUUCUGUACGGCGAGGGGACGAAGGCCUUUGCGCGGCUACAGGAGGCUAUCUUGCAGGACACGGGAGACCAUUCCAUCUUUGCGGUGGCACAGCAACUACGAGACGUCUACGCAGGAGGCCGCAUUUGA
Molecule: messenger RNA, 1007 nt
Organism: Colletotrichum godetiae
Lineage: Eukaryota; Fungi; Ascomycota; Sordariomycetes; Glomerellales; Glomerellaceae
Product: heterokaryon incompatibility protein-domain-containing protein
Exons: 1
Coding region: 195-1007 (270 amino acids)
Source: RefSeq, a predicted model, not a curated record